CUUUAUCAGCUUUUAUGUUUCCUCUCAUAGAUCUCACAGACUCUCUCUUCUUCUUCUUCAAACUAUAAUGGAGUCUUCUAAGCAUAAUAAACUCUGUUCUUGCUUUUAUCUUUGCCUCUUCUUGACUUUAGUUGCAGCUGAACCUCAAACAGAAUCUCUUCUCACUUUAAAAUCUCAACUCACCGACAAUUUCAACAGCUUAAAAGACUGGUUCAUUAUCACUCCUGGAGUUUCCGACAAAGUUGUCGCUUGUUGUUCUUGGUCUGGUGUCCGAUGUAACCAAAACUCAACUUCUGUUGUCUCCCUCGACCUCUCUUCCAAGAAUCUCGCAGGGAGUUUGUCAGGGAAGGAGUUCCUCGUCUUCACUGAACUUCUUGAACUCAACAUCAGUGACAACUCGUUUUCCGGCGAGUUUCCGACUGAGAUCUUCUUUAACUUGACCAAUCUCAGAAGCCUUGACAUUAGCCGAAACAACUUCUCCGGACGUUUCCCAGACGGUAACGGUGGUGGUGGCUCAAGUCUCAAGAAUCUGAUCCUUCUCGACGCCUUGAGCAAUAGCUUCUCCGGUCCAUUACCGAUCCAUCUCUCUCAGUUAGAGAAUCUCAAGGUACUGAAUCUCGCUGGGAGUUACUUCACUGGCUCGAUUCCGAGUCAGUACGGAUCUUUCAAGAAUCUUGAGUUUCUUCAUCUUGGUGGGAAUUUACUAAGUGGGCACAUACCACAAGAGCUUGGGAAUCUCACAACUUUGACUCACAUGGAGAUUGGAUAUAACUCAUAUGAAGGAGUAAUCCCUUGGCAAAUAGGUUACAUGAGUGAGCUCAAGUACCUCGACAUUGCUGGAGCCAAUCUCUCUGGCUUCUUACCAAAGCAUUUCAGCAAUCUCACAAAGCUUGAAUCUUUGUUCCUCUUCAGGAACCAUCUUUCUAGAGAAAUCCCAUGGGAGCUUGGACAAAUCACUUCUCUUGUUAACUUAGACCUCUCAGACAACCAUAUCUCUGGAACCAUACCAGAGAGUUUUUCAGGUUUGAAGAAUCUCAGGCUUUUGAAUCUUAUGUACAAUGAAAUGAGUGGGACUCUCCCUGAAGUAAUUGCUCAGCUACCUUCUUUGGAUACUCUCUUUAUAUGGAACAAUUACUUUUCUGGGUCACUUCCCAAAAGCUUGGGGAUGAACUCAAAGCUUAGAUGGGUCGAUGUUUCUACCAACAGUUUCGAAGGUGAAAUCCCACAAGGUAUUUGCUCAAGAGGUGUUCUUUUUAAGGUCAUUCUAUUCUCCAAUAAUUUCACUGGAACUCUGUCUCCAUCUCUCUCCAAUUGUUCAACGCUUGUUCGUAUCCGGCUUGAAGAUAAUUCAUUCUCAGGUGUGAUCCCUUUUAGCUUUAGCCAGCUUCCUGAUAUCUCAUACAUAGACCUCUCAAGAAACAAACUCACAGGAGGCAUUCCUUUAGAUAUAUCCAAAGCUACUAAACUUGACUACUUCAAUAUCUCUAACAACCCUGAGCUAGGAGGGAAACUUCCACCGCAGAUUUGGUCUGCGCCUCGUCUUCAGAACUUCUCUGCAUCAUCCUGCAGUAUCUCUGGUAGUCUCCCUGAGUUUGAAUCCUGCAAAGCGAUCACUGUUAUUGAAUUGAGCAACAACAAUAUAUCAGGGAUGUUAACACCAACUGUUUCCACUUGUGGCUCUCUUGAGAAGAUGGAUUUAGCUGGAAACAGAAUGACAGGUAGGAUUCCUGAGAGAUUCGCAAAGCUUCCACAUUUGAGAGUCUUGGAUUUGUCACACAAUAACUUGAGUGGUUCCAUCCCAUCUGACAAAGUGUUUCAAUCAAUGGGGAAACAUGCGUACGAGAGCAAUGCAAACCUCUGUGGGCUUCCUCUGAAAUCAUGUUCAGCUUACAGCUCAAAGAAGCUUGUGUCUGUUCUAGUAGCUUGUCUAGUCUCUAUCCUGCUAAUGGUAGUUGCAGCUUUGGCAUUGUACUAUAUUCGUCAAAGAAGUCAAGGUCAAUGGAAGAUGGUGUCUUUCGCGGGACUCCCUCAUUUCACAGCAGAUGAUGUUUUGAGGAGCUUUGGUUCACCUGAACCUAGUGAAGCAGUUCCAGCUUCAGUGAGCAAAGCAGUUCUGCCAACAGGAAUAACAGUCAUAGUGAGAAAAAUCGAAUUGCAAGACAAGAAGAAGAGUGUUGUUUUGAACGUUUUAACGCAGAUGGGGAAUGCAAGACAUGUAAAUCUGGUCAGGUUGCUGGGGUUUUGUUACAACAAUCAUCUUGUGUAUGUGCUGUAUGAUAAUAACCUGCAUACCAGGACUCUAGUUGAGAAAAUGAGGACAAAGAAGAAAGACUGGGCAACUAAGAAGAGGAUCAUCACUGGUGUUGCUAAGGGACUAUGCUUUCUUCACCAUGAAUGCUACCCUGCAAUUCCCCAUGGAGAUGUGAAGUCUUCUAAUAUAUUAUUCGAUGACGAUAAGAUAGAGCCCUACUUGGGUGAAUUUGGGUUCAAAUACAUGCUACAUUUGAACACAGAUCAGAUGAACGAUGUAAUAAGAGCGGAGCAGCAAAAGGACAUUUACAACUUUGGAGAACUCAUUUUGGAAAUCUUAACAAAUGGUAAGCUGAUGAAUGCUGGCGGAUUGAUGAUACAGAACAAGCCAAAGGAUGUUCUUCUACGAGAAGUAUACACAGAAAACGAAGUGGGUUCAAGUGAUUUUAAACAAGGAGAAGUUAAAAGAGUUGUUGAGGUCGCACUUCUCUGCAUGAGAAGUGACCAGUCUGACCGUCUUUGCAUGGAAGAUGCAGUGAGGUUCUUGUCUGAAGCAGAGAAUAGGUUUAAAUAGGUAAUAAGGACAAUGUUUAAAUGCACAUAGUGUCUCCUCCCCUAUAGAUAUAGUAAAAGGGAUUCCUUAUAUAUAGUAUUGUACCAAAACGUUCUCUUUCUUUCUUUUAUGGUCAGAUGUGACUUCUUAUGAUGUUGUUCUUGUAUUACUAUACAUUCAAUAAAUGAAAUGAAGAUUG
Molecule: messenger RNA, 3002 nt
Organism: Arabidopsis arenosa
Lineage: Eukaryota; Viridiplantae; Streptophyta; Magnoliopsida; Brassicales; Brassicaceae
Source: the annotation of a GenBank genome assembly